AACGGCUCCCUCCGUUCAGAUCUUGCAUUCAGACGAAACGCGUGCUCCGCGAAAGUGACCCAGUCCUGUUUGAUACCAUCUCUCAACGGAUCGCACUGAAAAUGGAACUCAAACAGGCAGACCUUCCCAAGCCCGAGAGGCGGCAGUUUGGAUCCACCGACAUCAUGGUGCCGGAGCUGUCUUUUGGUGCCUCCGGUCUGGGGCUCGUGAAAGAAGGCAGUGCGGAAGAGGAGGAGGCUGUGGCCGCAGUCCGCAAUGCCCUUCGCUGCGGAGUGAACUACUUUGACACGGCUCCUUGGUACGGGCAGGGCAGGUCCGAGGUUGUUCUCGGAAAGGCGCUACAAGGCGUGUCCCGAGAUGCAUUCCACGUCGCCACAAAAGUGGGCCGCUACGAGCCAGAAUGCGAGCGCAUGUUCGACUUCAGCAGCGGCCGGACGUUGGAAAGCGUCAGGGAGAGCCUAGAUAAGAUGAAGCUCACCUACUUCGACGUCGUCCAGGUUCACGACGUCGAGUUCGCACCUAGUGUGGAUUUGAUUGUCAAUCAGACCUUACCGGCCUUGGAAAGUCUUCGGUGCGCCGGAAUUAUUCGGUACAUCGGCAUCACCGGCUACCCGUUGCACACGCUAAGAGAGGUGCUCCAGAAAAGUCCCGUCCGAGUGGACACCGUCCUCAGCUACUGUCGAGGCACGCUGUUCGAUGACUCGCUGGCCGACUACUUGCCAUUCUUUCAGAGCAUGGGACUGGGCGUGGCCAACGCGGCCCCCCUUGGCAUGGGCCUGUUGACGUCAUCGCCGCCGCCCGCCUGGCACCCUGCAGCUGAGGACCUGAAGAAGGCCUGCGCUGAGGCCGCCCACUUCUGCAAGGAGGCCGGUUACAGCAUAGAGAGACUGGGCCUGCAGCACAGUUUGACCAAGUUUCCUGGCGUUCACACGACAAUUGUCGGCAUUACAAGGUGCAAGGUAAAACGCUACGCGUGCACAGUAAGCACGUCGAACAUGCAGAGACACUUGAUGGAUGUUCAUAAACUGCACGACGACGGCAAGAAGGGGGCAGCCACGACGGUCAACGAUUAUGUCCUUGAUAACUACAGCCUUUGCAAAUCUUGCCUCUGA
Dermacentor silvarum is the source of this 1112-nucleotide messenger RNA. RefSeq lists its product as uncharacterized. NCBI's taxonomy places the organism in Eukaryota, Metazoa, Arthropoda, Arachnida, Ixodida, Ixodidae. Gene Ontology annotation, molecular function: L-galactose dehydrogenase activity. Bases 102 to 1112 code for a protein of 336 amino acids. Gene Ontology annotation, cellular component: cytosol. The transcript has 8 exons. The record is from RefSeq and is a predicted model, not a curated record.